Messenger RNA from Paramuricea clavata, 339 nucleotides. Lineage: Eukaryota; Metazoa; Cnidaria; Anthozoa; Malacalcyonacea; Plexauridae. The record is from the annotation of a GenBank genome assembly.
AUGGCACGUUUAUACAAUGUUUAUAUGCUUUUUGCAUUGGUAAUAUUUGCAUCGUUAAUAAGAGUCGAAGCCUUGUUGUGCUAUGCGAGAGAUUAUGAUCAAGAUGUGUCAAGGGGAGGCUGUACAACCGAGCGUAUCAAAGUAAAAGCGUGUUUAGGAAAAUGUCCUUCAAAAGAAAUACCUAUCGAUCACUACCCGUUCUUCUGGAACGACUGCAAGUGUUGCACGCCAACCGCUCAGACUUAUGUAAGCGUGGAAUUAAACUGUAAUACAGGCAAGAUCACCGUCAAAGUUCCAAGCGCGACGCACUGCGCGUGCCAAAAUUGUGGUCGCUUUUAG